AUGUGGGGGCGCUUCCUGGCCCCUGAGGCCGGCGGCCGGGACAGCCCCGGCGAAGCCCGCAGCUUGCCCGCGGGCCCAGAUUAUUCUUCAUCAGCAUGGUUACCUGGUAAUGAAUCAUUGUGGCAGGCCACAACUGUCCCAUCUAACCAGCGAAAUAGCCAUAUCAGGAGACAUAGUAUAGCUUCUGACAGUGGUGAUACUGGCAUUGGAACUUCCUGUUCUGACAGCGUGGAAGAUCAUUCAACUUCAAGUGGCACAUUAUCUUUUAAGCCUAGUCGGUCAUUGGUUACUCUUCCUACUGCCCAUGUCAUGCCGUCUAACUCCAGUGCUUCAGUUUCCAAACAUAGGGAAUCAUUGACAUCAGAUGGCUCAAAAUGGAGUAUAAGCCUCAUGCAAGCAUUGGGAAAUCAUAGUAGGGGGGAGCAGGACUCUUCACUGGACAUGAAGGACUUCCGGCCCCUCCGGAAAUGGUCAUCUUUAUCCAAACUCACCGUCCCAGAGAACUGUAGCCAGGGUGGCAUGGUGCACACAGAAGAAUCAAGGAGAGGUUUGGAAAAGACAGGGAGAGACAAGGCAUUAACAGCACAAUUAAGGACCAUUGGACCUAGCUGUUUACAUGACAGUAUGGAGAUGCUUAAGCUAGAGGAUAAGGAAAUAACUAAAAAACGACCAUCAACUCUGGACAGCAAAUAUAAAUAUGAGAGCUGUAGCAAAGAGGACUUUAGAGCUUCUUCCUCCACUCUCAGGAGACAGGCCUUAGACAUGACAUACAGUGCCUUACCUGAAAGCAAGCCUAUUAUGACAAGCUCAGAGGCUUUUGAAUCUCCGAAAUAUUUAAUGCUUGGUCAGCAGGCAGUAGGUGGAGUUCCCAUUCAGCCUUCUGUGAGGACGCAGAUGUGGCUCACUGAGCAGUUGCGGACAAACCCCUUGGAAGGUAGAACUACAGAGGACUCUUACAGUUUAGCUCCUUGGCAGCAGCAGCAAAUUGAAGAGUUUCGGCAAGAAAGGGAAACACCAAUGCAGGUUUUGUCUGGAUCAUCUCGUCAAAGUUAUUCACCUCCCGGCUAUCAAGAUUUCAGUAAGUGGGAAUCAGUGCUGAAAAUAAAAGAAGGACUGCUAAGGCAGAAAGAGAUUGUAAUUGAUCGGCAGAAGCAACAAAUUACCCACCUGCAUGAAAGAAUAAGGGAUAAUGAAUUACGAGCCCAACAUGCCAUGUUAGGACAUUAUGUAAAUUGUGAGGAUUCUUAUGGGGCUGGUUUGCAGCCACAAUAUGAGAACACCUCCCUCCAGACUCCAUUUUCAGACCAGUCAGCAUCCCAUUCCCAGCACGAGGAACUUGAGCAAAAGCUUGCAUCUACUGAGAAAGAAGUUUUACAGCUCAAUCAGUUUCUCAAACAAAGAAUAAGCCAAUUUAGUGAAGAGAAGAAGAAACUGGAGGAAAAGCUUAAAACCAGAGAUAGAUACAUUAGUAGCUUGAAAAAGAAAUGCCAGAAGGAGUCUGAACAGAACAAAGAAAAGCAGAGAAGAAUUGAGACCUUGGAAAAGUAUCUGGCUGAUCUUCCAACUCUUGAUGAUGUGCAGAGUCAGAGUCUACAGCUUCAAGUUCUAGAAGAAAAAAACAAGAAUUUGCAAGAGACUUUGAUAGAUGUGGAAAAAAAGCUUGAAGAGUUCAAAAAACAAUAUCAAGAAAAAGAGGCACAGCUAAUAUGCCAGAAAAAGAAAGAAAAGGAGUUGGUAACUACAGUUCAGAGUUUGCAGCAAAAAGUAGAAAGAUGCCUUGAAGAUGGAAUUCGCCUUCCUAUGUUAGAUGCAAAACAGCUUCAGAAUGAAAAUGAUAACCUGAGACAACAAAAUGAGAAUGCCAAUAAGAUAAUAGAUAGCCAACAAGAUGAGAUUGACAGAAUGAUUUUGGAAAUUCAGUCUAUGCAAGGGAAACUUUCUAAAGAAAAAUUGACUACUCAAAAGAUGAUGGACGAGCUGGAGAAGAAAGAAAGAAACCUUCAGAGAUUAAGAACAUUGCUUGAUAACCAAAGACAAACAGAAGAGACCUGCUCUUUAUUGGAUCAGGGCCAGGAAGCAGAACAGUCCAGGCAGCAGACGGUUCUUUCCAAAAGGCCACUCUUUGAUUUGAGUGUGAUUGAUCAGCUGUUCAAGGAAAUGUCCUAUUGUUUGCUUGACUUGAAGGCAUUGUGUAGUAUUCUUAAUCAGCGUGCUCAGGGCAAGGAGCCUAAUCUUUCUUUAUUACUGGGAAUCAGAUCAAUGAACUGUUCAGCUGAAGAAACUGAGAAUGACCACAGCCCAGAAGCACUCACUAAAAAACUGUCAGAUGUAUGCCAGUUACGGAGGGACAUAGAUGACUUACGGACCACAAUAUCAGACCGCUAUGCUCAGGACAUGGGAGACAGCUGUGUUACCCAGUGACCAGUGUUGGGCCCACAGCAAUACCGACCCACUGCGGAGU
Molecule: messenger RNA, 2461 nt
Organism: Budorcas taxicolor (takin)
Lineage: Eukaryota; Metazoa; Chordata; Mammalia; Artiodactyla; Bovidae
Gene: CEP85L
Product: centrosomal protein 85 like
Exons: 13
Coding region: 1-2421 (806 amino acids)
Cellular component (GO): centrosome
Source: RefSeq, a predicted model, not a curated record